Electrophorus electricus (electric eel) is the source of this 5970-nucleotide messenger RNA. It is a transcript of the gene atp7a, whose product is annotated as ATPase copper transporting alpha. The record is from RefSeq and is a predicted model, not a curated record. Gene Ontology annotation, biological process: monoatomic cation transport. Gene Ontology annotation, molecular function: ATP hydrolysis activity; copper ion binding; ATP binding. NCBI's taxonomy places the organism in Eukaryota, Metazoa, Chordata, Actinopteri, Gymnotiformes, Gymnotidae. Gene Ontology annotation, cellular component: membrane.
UGUGCUGGUCUAUACCGACACAUUAGUUUGCCAGUGUUGCGCGGCUAGCAGUGUGUGAUGCUCCACACCGACACACUAGUUGGAGGAGGACUGCCAGUAGAGGUGGUAGGCUGCUGGUGGUUAGUUUAGCUUAGCUAGGUGUCUUCUUCCAAGUCAUUCCGCUGAAAUUCCCAAAUUCCAAAAGGACUGAACAAGACAGCGGAGUGACCGCCACGCGGAAAUACGUGCUUUAUUUGACUGGUCUAGGUAUUUGGUUAUGUUUUAUUCAAUGCGGUUGUUCUUAAGGACUUCAAUCACAGGAGAGUUGGGUUAGCUAGGGAGAGCUCUUGAGUAGCAUGCCGAGUGUGUGAGGACUGUUGCAGGGCUCCGGCUAGCUAACCUAUCUAACAGAAGUGUGGAUACUCGGAUUUCAUCUUCUAAAAAGGAAGCAUGACUUCAAGAGGGGACUUGUGCUCGCUGACUGUACCGGUGGAAGGGAUGACAUGUGACUCCUGCGUCCAGACCAUAGAGAGCCAGAUUGGCAGAGAGCCAGGCAUUAUCCAUAUAAAGGUGUCCUUGGAACAUAAGAAUGCCACAGUAAUAUAUGACCAGGGGCUUCACAGCCUGCAAUCUUUAGCGGAUGCCAUCGAGGACAUGGGCUUCGAAGCAGAUAUGGCCAACGCCACCCCGGCUGUGGCCGUUCCGACAGAAACACGAGUGGUCCCCACGGGCGGCAGCGUCCCGGAGGUCCAGCGUCAGGCUCUGGCCCAUCUGAAGGGGGUACUGGAGUUCCAGCAGAGCGGCGACAGCAAGGGCCUGGCCGUCACGUUUGUGCCUGCUCUGGUGAGCACAGAGAAGCUUGCAGAGGCGCUGGGCGGGCUUGGCCAGGAAUCCGGCCUAGUCGCGAACUCCACAGAGAGGUCAGGGCCUCACAGCUCCGGCAGGGUGGAAGUGGUAAAAAUGCGCAUUGAGGGGAUGGUCUGUCUGUCCUGCACCACCACCAUCGAGGGCAAAAUUGGCAAAUUAAAAGGGGUGGAGAAGAUUAAAGUUGGUCUAGAGUCCCAGGAGGCCACGGUGCUGUACUUACCUUACCUAAUCUCAGUGGACGAGAUUAGAAACCAGAUCGGUAUGGCAGGCUUCAAGGCGUUUGUGAAAUCCAAGCCCCGUCAGGUACAGCUGUCUAUGGUGGACCGCCUGCUGAGUACCACGCGUCAGACACCCGACUCUUCUGAGGAGAGCACCUCCACCACCACCACACUGAUGGAUGUGAAGGGAAUGCGCUGCAACUCCUGCGUAGUGAACAUCCAGGACAAUAUCGCCAAGCUGCCGGGGGUCAGUUCUGUGCAGGUGUCGUUGGAGAAAGGACAGGCUGUCAUCCAGCAUGACCCAGCCCUAUCUACUGCAGCGGAUCUGCAGAAGGCUGUGGAGGCUCUGCCUCCGGGGAAGUUUGUGGCCCAUCUUGGCUCCCCCACGUCCCCCUCACAGAGGGCCCUUGUGUCUUCCCCUAAGCCCGCCUUCCUACAGCCCCUGGCUACCGUACUGCAGGUCCACAUUGAGGGCAUGACCUGUAAUAGCUGUGUGCAGACCAUCGAGGACACCAUCUCUCAGAGGAAGGGCGUCAGGUCUGCGCAGGUGUCUCUGGCCAAUCAUCAGGGGACGUUCGAGUACGAUCCCUUGGUAACCACGCCAGAGGAGCUCCGCGCGGCCAUUGAGGAGAUGGGAUUUGAUGCUUUUCUGCCUGAGACGAAUUCACUGGUGGCCGCAGUGUCCCAGAGUUCUCCGUCUGAGCGUGUCUCCCCUGCAUCCCCCGUAAAGGGGAAGGAAGUGGAGAGUGAUGUCGAGUCACCAGCAAACAAACAUUCUAAGUGUUUCAUCCAGAUCGGGGGCAUGACCUGUGCCUCAUGUGUGGCCAACAUCGAGAGGAACCUGAAAAACGAACAGGGGGUUCACUCUGUGUUGGUGGCGCUAAUGGCCAGCAAAGCUGAGGUCCGCUACAACCCGGCCACCAUCGACCCACUGAGGAUAGCCGAGUGCAUCAGGGAGCUGGGCUUCACCGCCUCCGUCAUGGAGAACUACGACGGCUCCGAUGGCAACCUAGAGCUCGUGGUCAGAGGGAUGACGUGUGCCUCCUGUGUUCACAAAAUCGAGUCCAACCUCAUGAAACAGAAAGGCAUCGUCUAUGCUUCUGUUGCCUUGGCAACCAACAAAGCCCACGUCAAGUAUGACCCGGAGGUGACGGGCCCACGGGAUGUCAUUAGGCUGUUGGAGAAUUUAGGCUUUGAAGCGUAUCUGGUGAAAAAGGAUCGCUCAGGAAGUCAUCUGGACCACAGCAGAGAGAUACAGCAAUGGAGGAAGUCCUUCCUCAUCAGCCUGGUGUUCUGCGUCCCUGUCAUGGGGAUGAUGAUCUAUAUGAUGGUGGUGGAUCACAUGAUUGAGGUGUCUCACCACCACAAUGCCACAGCUGAGGACAGACAGAUGUAUCACUCCCACAUGUUCCUAGAGAGACAGCUCCUCCCAGGCCUGUCCAUCAUGAACCUGCUGUCCUUCCUCUUCUGCGUGCCUGUACAGUUCAUAGGGGGACGUUACUUCUACACCCAAGCAUACAGAGCUGUGACGCACGGGACAGCCAACAUGGAUGUGCUGAUAGUCCUGGCCACCACCAUAGCCUUCACCUACUCCGUAGUCAUCCUGAUGGUCGCCAUGAUCGAGAGGGCGAAAGUCAACCCCAUCACCUUCUUUGAUACCCCACCCAUGCUCUUUGUCUUCAUCUCCCUGGGCAGGUGGCUGGAGCAGAUAGCCAAGAGUAAGACGUCGGAGGCUCUGUCCAAGCUGAUGUCCUUACAGGCGACCGAGGCCACUGUCGUCACCCUGCAUAGAGACACCAUGAUGGUUCUGAGUGAGGAGCAGGUGGAUGUGGACCUGGUUCAGAGGGGUGAUGUGGUGAAGGUGGUCCCCGGGGGAAAGUUUCCGGUCGAUGGGACGGUGAUUGAGGGACAUUCGAUGGCAGACGAGUCCCUCAUCACAGGUGAAGCCAUGCCCGUCACUAAGAAACCUGGCAGCACAGUCAUCGCUGGCUCCAUCAACCAGAAUGGCUCCCUCCUGAUCCGAGCCACGCACGUGGGCAUGGACACCACCCUCUCCCAGAUCGUCAAGCUGGUGGAGGAUGCACAGACCUCAAAGGCUCCUAUCCAGCAGUUUGCCGAUAAGAUCAGCGGCUAUUUCGUGCCCUUCAUCGUGGCUGUCUCUGUGCUGACCCUUGUCUCCUGGAUCGCCAUCGGCUUUGUUAACUUCUCUCUGGUGAAGAAAUACUUCCCUGGAUACGAUAAGAGCGUGUCUGAGACGGAGGCCAUCGUACGCUUUGCCUUCCAGGCCUCCAUUACUGUGCUGUGCAUUGCCUGCCCCUGCUCUCUGGGCCUGGCAACCCCAACAGCAGUGAUGGUGGGCACAGGGGUUGGCGCUCAGAACGGGAUCCUCAUCAAAGGAGGAGAACCCCUGGAAAUGGCGCAUAAGAUUCAGUCCGUGGUGUUUGACAAAACGGGCACCAUCACAUACGGCGCGCCCAGGGUGGUGCAGGUGAAGGUGUUGGUGGAGGGGAACCGGAUGCCCCGCUCAGGACUCCUGGCCAUUGUGGGCACGGCGGAGAACAACAGCGAGCAUCCACUAGGGGCUGCCAUUACCCGCUUCUGCAAACAGGAGCUGGGCACGGAAUCUUUGGGCAUCUGCACGGACUUCCAGGCGGUGCCAGGCUGCGGUGUCAGGUGUCGGGUGAGUAACACCAAGCACCUUCUGAGGAUGGAAGACAGAGACAGUGAGGAGAAGCAGCUUGGCCCCACACUGGUACAGAUCAACAACCCCAGAACCAGUGUCAAUGCACACCCGCUCAUCGAGGACCCCAGAACCAGCACCAUCGCACACCCGCUCAUCGACCCAGAGCCGCUCACUUUGCUGCAGACAGCCUCGUAUACGGUUCUGAUUGGGAACAGGGAGUGGAUGAGACGUAACGCGCUGCACAUCCGUCCUGAGGUGGACGAGGCCAUGACGGAGCAUGAGCGGAGAGGACGCACGUCUGUGCUGGUGGCUGUGGACGGCGUGCUGUGUGCCAUGGUUGCCAUAGCAGACAUGGUGAAGCCGGAGGCGGAGUUGGCGGUCCACACCCUCACCUCCAUGGGCCUGGAGGUGGUGCUGAUGACCGGCGACAACAGCAAGACGGCGCGAGCUAUCGCCGCCCAGGUGGGCAUCAGGAAGGUGUUUGCAGAGGUGUUGCCCUCCCACAAGGUGGCAAAGGUGGAGCAGCUGCAGCAGGCAGGGAAACGUGUGGCCAUGGUGGGUGACGGGGUGAACGACUCGCCCGCGCUCGCCAUGGCCGACGUGGGCAUUGCCAUUGGCACGGGCACUGAUGUGGCCAUCGAGGCAGCGGACGUGGUGCUCAUCAGGAAUGAUCUGCUUGAUGUGGUUGGCAGCAUUGACCUGUCAAAGAAGACAGUGAAGAGAAUCCGGAUUAACUUUGUGUUUGCACUGAUCUACAAUCUGGUGGGAAUUCCUAUAGCGGCUGGUCUGUUUCUGCCUGUAGGCCUGGUCCUGCAGCCCUGGAUGGGUUCUGCUGCCAUGGCUGCUUCCUCUGUCUCUGUGGUCCUCUCCUCACUUAUGCUUAAAUGUUACACUAAACCAACUGCUGAGAAGCUGGAACAGCGGUUGGCUGGCCAGUGCCUGCAGGGCAGCCUAUCGGACGUGAGCGUUCAUGUGGGCAUGGGCGAGCUACGGCGACCCUCGCCCAAGCUGAGCCUGCUGGACCGCAUUGUCAACUACAGCCGAGCCUCCAUCAGCUCCCUGCGCUCUGACAGGCACUCCCUCAACGGCAUGGCCCUGAACGAGGCUGACAAGCACUCGCUGCUCAUGUCCGGAACACACUGCGACGAGGAGGUCGUGUGAGGGGUGGGACUUUGCCGGAGGGGGCGGGGCUAGUGCAGGGAGCAGAGCGGCUCUUUGUUGCCAACAUGUCUCGGUGGUUAAUUUCCCUGGAGUGGUCAUCCUCCAGUCCCUGUGGAACCCUGUUUGUACGCGCAGGGAGCUUUGGGCCACGUCCCGGGGAAAGACGGGAAAGGCGGGGAACCCAUCCAAACGAGGGAUGGUCACCCUCUAGAGACAAUCUACGUCAACCCAAAGAAUUUCGGGCACGACAUAUUUUAACCAAUCUAUUGAAGCCUUUUAUUUCUGUGAAUAUUAUUGAGCUUUAGGAUUUUAAUUAAAAGAAUAUUUAUAAUAUCCUUUAUUUAUACUUUAUCAUGUAAGUAAUGGAUCAAUUUUAGCUAGCGAUAUAAGUUAAAAUUUGAUUUAUUUAUCCAAAUAUUUUUAGUGUCAGUCUUGUCUCCUGCUGAAUGGGAUGCAUUACAGUAGUCCAGGCCUGAUAAACACAGCUUGGUGCUUAAUUAAACAUCAGAGUCACACUGAUUACAACAUGCUGUAGUUCAUGGCAUCUGCUCAGGGGCCAUGAACUCCAUGUUGGCCCUUUCAGGGCCCUGGUGAAGUGACUGAACUUUGUGCACUAAGCCUAGUCCAGAUAAGACAACUAUCUAGACAUGAAACAUUCCAAAGAAAAGAUUUUGCGAUUUAUUUAAAAGGAAGAAAAAGAAGCAACAAGUUGAGCAAAUGACAAGAGCUACUUGUUAAAAACGGUGCAUAAUUAUCCUUAAAAAACAAACCCCGAACUGAAUCCUUUUGGCCCGGUGACUGGAACAUUGUGCAUGUCGGAAUCAGUAGAGAUCCAGGAGUUCAUUUGUAAGAGCAGCACACUGAGUAUCCUCUAAGGAAAAGACUUUAAAGUACAAAGCUUUUUUUUCCAGUUAGUUUUUUAUUUUAUUUUUAUUUUAUUUUAUUUUAAACUAUAACUAGCAACAUAACGGUAUCAGUGUCAGUCUUGGGGGUUUCUGCUACUGUUUGUCAGGACACAACUAACAUCUCUUAUCAGCUCUUAUCAGGGACGACUCGGACUGG